Messenger RNA from Anolis sagrei ordinatus, 1147 nucleotides. It is a transcript of the gene MOS, whose product is annotated as MOS proto-oncogene, serine/threonine kinase. The record is from RefSeq and is a predicted model, not a curated record. NCBI's taxonomy places the organism in Eukaryota, Metazoa, Chordata, Lepidosauria, Squamata, Anolidae. Gene Ontology annotation, cellular component: cytoplasm. Gene Ontology annotation, molecular function: ATP binding; protein kinase activity. Gene Ontology annotation, biological process: protein phosphorylation; negative regulation of metaphase/anaphase transition of meiotic cell cycle; positive regulation of MAPK cascade.
AUGCCAUCUCCUCUUCCUCAUAAUCGUCUUCUUCAUCUACAAUUUUCUCCAUCUGUGAAUGCACGGCCCUGCAGUAGUCCCUUGGUGUUUCCAGCCAAAGGUGAAAAGUUUUUUUGUGUUGAAGGUGUUUCACCCAGGAUUCGCCGACUACCAACUCGUCUAGCUUGGUGUUCAAUAGACUGGGAUCAGUUGUGUUUGCUACACCCCCUGGGAUCAGGUGGCUUUGGUUCAGUCUACAAGGCUAUUUAUCGUGGAACUACAGUGGCAGUAAAGCAGGUGAAGAAAAGCAGUAAGAACAGUCUGGCAUCACGGCAGAGUUUCUGGGCAGAAUUAAAUGUAGCACAUCUUGACCAUAAUAAUGUGGUACGGAUUGUAGCUGCUAGCACAUGUGCCCCUGCUAAUCAGGACACUUUGGGUACCAUAAUAAUGGAAUAUGUAGGUAACAGUACUCUACACCACGUUAUCUAUGGGACUGACUGCAAGACAGAAAAGGGUAAGGAUGAUGGGCUUGGAUGUGGCCAUAUAUCUUUGAGCAUAACUGAGGCAUUAGGCUAUUCUUGUGACAUUGUAGCAGGUCUCAUCUUUCUACAUUCACAAAUGAUUGUGCAUUUGGAUUUAAAACCUGCUAAUGUAUUCAUCACUGAACAAAAUAUUUGCAAACUUGGAGACUUUGGAUGCUCCCAAAAACUACAGGAUCUUGAAUCAUCAAGUCCACUACUUUCUCAACAAGGUGGGACAUACACCCAUCGUGCUCCUGAACUCCUUAAAGGUGAGAGAGUCACUCCUAAGGCAGACAUUUACUCUUUUGCUAUCACACUCUGGCAAAUGGUUACACAGCAAGAACCUUAUUUGGGUGAACGCCAGUAUGUACUCUACUCUGUAGUAGCUUGUAAUUUGCGCCCUUCACUAACUGCAGCUGUGUUUAAAGGUUCAGCCACUGGACAACAGCUUGAAAUAUUAAUUGAAAGUUGCUGGAAAUCUGAUGUUGCCAAACGUCCUAGUGCAGAACUUCUCCUCCAGAAUAUUCAUGCUCUGUCUCUAAAAGUGUAAAGUGAUACGGUCUUGUAUGUGUCUCCACUUUUAUUGUUGAUAAUUUUCUUAGUUAAACUAGUGUGUUGUUGCUCUGACCUCUCAAGAUUCAGAGCAA